This is a messenger RNA of Spirometra erinaceieuropaei, 9153 nucleotides long. The record is from the annotation of a GenBank genome assembly. NCBI's taxonomy places the organism in Eukaryota, Metazoa, Platyhelminthes, Cestoda, Diphyllobothriidea, Diphyllobothriidae.
AUGCUUUCACCUGCCGAGACGAGAUAUAGCACGUUUGGCCGUGAACUUAUUGCCAUUUGCCCAGCCGUAAAACAUUUCCGACUCUUCCUUGAGGGUCGUGACUUCACACUUUUCACAGAUCACAAACCACUUACAUUUGCCAUUCGAUCCCAUUCUGACAAAUAUAGCCCGAGAGAGAUUUCUCAUUUUGAUUACAUCUCGCGAUUCACCACCGACAUCCGCCACAUUGAUGGCCCGAAGAAUGCGGUGGCCGACAUGCUGCCCAGACCUUCCCUCUCGGCGUUUCACCUCUCACAGGGGAUUGAUCUCGGUGCUAUGGCGGCUGAACAACGACGUGUUGGAUGUCCUGGCGACGAGUCUGCUGACAGUCUUCAAUUAGUUGACGUCCCAUUGACCACCGGCACUGGCACAAUGCUUUGUGACGUAUCGACUCCUUUUCAUCGUCCUUAUGUGCCUGCCUCGAUGCGUCGAGCUGUUUUUCAAACUCUCCACGGACUCUUCCAUCCUGGGAUUCGAGCCUCACAGAAGCUCCUCGCGGAAAGGUUUGUAUGGCCUGGGUUGAACAAGGGUGUGAAAGCUUGGACACGAUCGUGCCUUUGCUGUCAACGUAACAAGGUUCCACGCCAUAACAAGUCUCCAUCGGGCACGUUCCCCAGCCCCGAUGCACGGUUCAACCAUGUGCAUUUAGAUGUCGUAGGUCCUUUACCUCCAUCCAAUGGCUAUACUCACCUUCUCACCUGCGUUGAUCGCUAUGCCCGUUGGCCAGAAGCCAUUCCUUUACCGAAUGUGCAAGCUGAGACCAUUGUGAAAGCCUCCGUCAGUCGUUGGGUCGCCGUAUUCGGUGCGCCAUCCAUGAUUACGACUGAUCGAGGCGCGCAGUCUGAGUCCACACUUUUCCAAACUCUCCUCAACUUCCUUGGCUGCACACUUAUCCGGACGACGGCCUACCACCCAGCUGCCCACGGCUUGGUUGAGCGUUUCCACCGCCAGCUAAAAACUGCACUGCGUACCGCAGAAGAUCCCGAAAACUGGUGAGACAAUGUACCCGUUGCAAUUCUUGGCAUUCGUGCGGCACUGAAGUCAGAAUUGGACUGCCGCGCAGCCGAAUUGGUUUUCGGCACUACCCUCAGACCCCCUGGUGAGAUGGUCACCCCAACCUCUCGUGGUGCCGAAGAGACCCCCGAAAAUUUUGUGCAUCGUCUGCGACAAUUCAUGCGCUCGCUUUCCCCGGUUCCACCUCGAGUUCCAUCGACCGAGCCUUAUGGUGAAAAAGGCUUAGCCAACUGCACCCAUGUGCUCGUUCGGUGUGAUCGUGUGCGGAAGGCGUUAGAAUCACCAUACGAAGGACCGUUCCGUGUGCUUGCAUGUAACAGCAAGACCUUUGGGAUCCUGCGAGGUGACAAAGAGGACGUAGUCAGCAUCAACCGGGUCAAGGCUGCUGUUGCAGAGGAGCCCCCGGACGUGUCUCAAGGACAAGCAUAUGCUGACCCCAUACCUCCUCCCACUGCUUUUCCACUUUCCCUACCUAUCCCUCCGUCCCGCAUACUUCAUCUUCCUUCUCGUUCGCAGCAUUAAACUCCAACCUCUUCCUCCACCCUUAACUUGUCCAUUAUAACACCUACUCAACUGCCUCCAACAGUGCUUCCCGCAUAUAUCACCCGCAGUAGACGUCACGUGCACUUUCCCGAUCGUCUAGUUACUCAUUUCUCCUAGACCCUUGUAUGCCUUCCGUCGUUUUUUUGCCGCCCUCCGGUCUCGGGGGAGGGGUACUGUGCUGAAAUACUUGGCUACUUGAACUUUGACAAUCUUGUCACGUUUGUUUUAGUGUAGCAUUUGUUUUAACGUGACGAAUACUCCGCCGCUUGUAAGCUUCGCGCCGCUUGCAUGCUCCCUGGUCAGGUCGUUGCACAUUUUGAAUAUUAACUUUAUUCACUUACUGGCCUUCCUUACCUCUCUCCGUUUAUGAGGUUAGUAAGCCGUAGUUCGUUAGUUCGCGGGAACGACAUAACUUACGUCAUACUAAUAUUCACACCUCAAAUCUUUUCUCUAACUAGACCUUUGGCGUACAAAUUGGCAGUUGUUGAAAUUGGGGUUAAUUAGCCAUUCAGCACACCGCUCUUGCAGUCGAUUUAAGUUGUUUAGCAAGUUAAGCGCGUCCCUCAGAUUUUCGGUCGAACUUCACAUCUUCAGAUCAUCAGCGUGCAUUUGCUUCUCGUAGGUCAGACAAUUCAGGUAAUCGUUUACAUAUAUCAAGGACAGAAUGUGACCCAGAACGCUCCCCUGCGGAACCCCACCAUGAACAAUUUCCCAGUCUGCUUCGGCGUCACCAAUGCACACACGUUGACGUCAGCUUGUUGGACAGUUGGUUGUGAGAGCAGGUUGCCAGUCACACUCAUCCGUAGCAGUUUAGAUAUGAACCGCCUAUAAGACACUCCUUCAAAUGCUUAACGAAGUAAAUGUGCAUCGCAUCUACUGAUAAACCUCUCUUUACGGACUACGUCCAGCUUUCCAUUGAUGUGAGCAGGUUAGCGAGACACAGAUAAAGACAUUAAAGUCGCCUCGUUAAGGUUACCUUAUGGUUCCCCGACACUGUUGAUGGAAAAAUACUUUUUCACAUCCAAUCUUCCUUCGGGUACACGUAGUUUAAUGGAUGUCCCCGGAGUGUAUUUGCAGUGACAAGUCGGGAAACGUCGUCACAUCGGAGAGCGCAAUCCAAGCCACGGCGGUAACGGAAAGUUUUAUCAAGUCUCUGUUCAACUGCCUAUAACUCAAAGGAUAGAGAUUACGUAUGUUUGGGCGGGUUUCGAGUGGCAAUGCUCACUGACUUGCCUCUGCGUCCUUUCGAGUAGAAUGUGAUCAUUCUGCAUCCAGUCUCUCUAGGUCUGGAUCACAUAUUCAAAAUACAGCUUUAUACACGCGCCGAAGACUUUGGCGAAGCAUUCUUCAUCGAAUCAGUGAAUGUUUGCUUGAUUUCAUAUGGCUUCGAAGUUGUGGCCUUAUCUCUCUUGCAAAAUUGCGCAAAAGGCUUUAUUUAGCUUGCCAUCGAACAUGCGAGAUCAUUCUCGCUUUCUAUCUCUCGAAGUCGCAUACCGUUAAGGGAGUAUUGCCGUGUAUUUGGGUGCUGGUUUUGACUUCCAAGACGCAGUAUGGUGUAUUUGUUCGAACUGAAGGACCGGAACCAUCUGUGGGACGACUUGUCUCAUCGACAAGGAUUUUCUUGGAAGUUUGUUCCAUCGGCGGCUUUGUGGACGACUAUCCAGAUUUUUGUAGCAUCCGCAAACAUGCCCCAAUCGCAGUACUACUCCUUAGACGAUCCUUAAUGAACAAGAGGAGGAGGGUUACUGCGAGAACUGAGACAUGUGGGACUCUAGCCUCUAUGACUGUGCGCCUUGCUUGCUGUUGCUCCAUGCAGACCAUUUGGGGAUGACCAACAGGGAUCCCCAUGAAUCCCAGCAUGUAAAUGAGACGCUGGUAUGGAACACUGUCGAAUGCCUUCUCGAAACCAGUGUGGGCCACAUUCACAGCGUGUUUUGCAUCGGGUGUUCUUUCCCAGCUUUUCACUGUAUAUAGCAAGUUCAUUACACAUGAUCUUCCCCUGUGAAAGCCAUAUUGUGCACUGAAUCAUAGGCCGUGGUUUUCAGCAUAAUCGAUAAGUGACUUUUUGUCAGUCUUCUCCAUGUGUCUGCAGCAGAUUAAUAUCAGACCGACGAGUAUCUCGUUGGUCGCAGGUGUACGACUGUUGCUUUGAAAAAGUGGUGUUAUGUGAGCUGUUUUCUAGUCUCUAGGAAUAAUUCCAGCAUAAAUCUAUUUCUAGCAUAGAAAAGAAAUCGCUUUGAUCAUUUCUCGAGAAAGUGCCGAGAGCAGCUUCACUGGAAUCUCCUUUGAACCAGGAGGUUUAAAUCCCUUCAAACUCUUUGGUUCCUCGAAAUUCACAUCUUCUCGAAAUACGAUAUUUCCCAUAAUAGAUUCUCCCAUGCCCUUAUAACAACGCGGAAUAAAAAUUAUUUCUCGCAUGAAAACAGACUGCGAUGACUGAAAAAUUCCAAGCUUUUUGUGCUGUCCGAUAUCCUCAAACUGUCAUCAAUCCUCGGGACAGGAAUCGGGAUCCUGUUAUUUAUGGUCAUUCGCAGAUGGCUCUAGGGCUACGUUGGACUUUUUACAGUCAAAACUUCGCUUUAUGCAUAUCAAUUUCUAAAUUAUACUGUUCGUCUGGCAGCUCGGUCUGACAAUAACUGUCUACGCUAGAUAAUUUUAUUAAACGACUGAGUGUUAGCGUUGUCUAAAAAAUUCCUAUGGACGUCUGAAAGUAAAACGUUUGCUAUUAUAUAAAAUCCCGUUCCCGCUGGUAGAGGAAGUCAUUUUCUCAAUGACCCACCUCUGCAGUUCGCAAAACCCCGGAAGUACUUUGGUAUUACCUCUACGCUCUCCAAUGACAUAAAUCGUAACACCCGCAAGGGAUGGACCAAAUAAUGCACUUAUGGGUACAUAAUAAAGACAAUUGCUCCACGAAUUUCGGGACAUUGUGAACAAACAUUGUCAUACUACCUCUUUAAAAUAAAAUAAUUUUUGCAAUAAUUCCAAAGAAGCUUUCGUUGUCUACUCCAACUCUCCUAAUAAAAAUCAACCUUAGUUUGCGUAAUAGCAAUUUUCACACUUGUGGCAUUCAAGUAAACUGGUUUGUAGUCUGUUCUUUAGCAGCUUCUUCGAAUUUGCUACGUCAAUCAAAAUCCUAGGUCACUAAUUAUUAGCUGCGUCUUCGGCGGAUGAAGAUGAAUGUGCGGUAGUCCUCCUUCGUUUUCUAUGAGAUCAGAAUAUGAGGUGUACUCCGCGAGGAUUUUGCAGUGUCGAUGUAGUUUACAGUUUUUUAAAGGAACCUGAACCUAUUGAUGUUAAAGGAUGAGUAGUAAGAAUAACAGAUUACACUCACGUUUCAAAUCUCAUCCGAAAUUCUUUGAGCAUCCGUUAAAACGUGAAGGAAUGAACACUGGAUACCGUCAAUAACCCGUAACAAAUUAAAGCGUCCUUUGUGAAUUGCAAAAAACGUUUGAACUUCUGUCUGUAUGGCAUCUAUGUCGCAUUCGGUAUAUUUGUUUAUUGUGUUUGAGUAGUAAAUAUUAUAGCGAUUGUAUUGGUCAUCCGGCUGUGUCCACAAGCUCUGGUUUUUCAGGUGGUUUAUCAGGUGAUCGGGUAUCUUACAAUACUGUGAUUGUUUGAGCUUUGUCGACGUGCAUUUAUUGUCUGUUUGCCAUCUAACCUUAAAUUUUACUCUUUGUUUAUUAUAAAAAGCUUAAUUUAAUCAGCGAGUAGUUUUUCUGACAGCCGCAGGCGCAAGUUGUGGGACGCAUAAACCAAUUGAUCAAGAGUCCCGUACGGGACUCUUAAUCGGUUUAUGCGUCUGACUAAGACAGAAAAAAACUCUUUCGGGGUAGAACGGGCGAAGUCGAUUUCAGCGUUCAGCAAAAGUGUGCUUCGACGCGAAAAGGUGCCGCGUCAACAGCGACGGAGCUCAGAGGACUAGCCUGACAUUCGUGAAACUUAGCCACUGUAUUGGCACGCAUCCGUUAAGUGCGUGUGAAGAUGCGAAGUCAAGAAUCUUGUUGCCAUUAACACAAGUCUGUGGCCAAUGAGAUUGUGAUACUAUUGUCGCCGACAGCUCAUGUUCAAAAUGCCUUCAGGUCCGGACCCAUGUCUGUAUUAUAGACACAAAGUAACUUACGCUAUUGCAGUUACCUCCCUUAUCCGACGUGACUAGCUGUAAGUUGUAAAGUUCGCGGUACCAUCUGUAACGCACGAUCAGGCGGGACUAUCACUGUUUGUCACCGCCGUUUAUAUAAACGGUUGGACUCACAAAUGUUUGUUCCAGUCAGGGCUUCAACCCUUUUCGAUCACUCUUCGCAGCCCCAUUUCUUACUUAGGCAUACACACACGAUCUUCACGACGAACGAGGCCCGCCACUGUCUGAAGAGGUGGGCACAGCCGUAACCUCUCUCUCCCUCUCCCUCUCUUCAGGUGGCAAGAAAAGCCCAGGAAAACUGCAGGUGGACUAAAGGAUCUACCUAAACAGUCUAUGCGUGCCACACACAGCCUGGUCUCUGGCUCCACACAUGUCGGGCUUCUUUCAGGGGUCUCAGAUCUCGCUCAAGAUAAACCGCCAUAAGAAGCACAUUAGGAAGGAGGCAUUGGACCAUAUUCUGGACUCGUAUUAGGACGUCGUUACCUCGUUUGUCGGCGGCCUUUCAAUCCACUUAUGCUUUUGCAUAGAGAUAAUUUCAAAAGACCUUUAGCUGGUUAUAAUGAAUAUCUUGGUAGUGCAGCUGAGUGGAAUCAAACCUGCUCUCCUUUACCCGCUUAUGCGCCAGGGGCUUGCCCAAGCGAAGUUUACCGGCAAUGAGGCUGGAUGCAGUUGCAUAAAUGACCCGAAUUCGCCGAGCAACGCGUGCAAGACGUGGACCCGAAUCUCAGGGAAAUAAGUCGAGUCAUAAAGGCUACGACAAGGAGUCAUUGCAUCCAGGCCGUUGCUCUGAACGUGGGCUGAGUUAUCACGUCAGCCGGCAGUCUUCUAGUUCAGCGCGCUAUAAUCGGCUCAAACGUGUCAAGUUGUAGUGAUGCAUGAGCAUCGAUUCUGCGUUUGAUUUUAAUGAGAACUGACACGUAUUGCUACUAAUUGGCUGUAUCCGUUGUCACUGGGCGCCAAUCGUGGGCGCAAAGCUACCAUCACCAUAUUUUGUAGCAUAUAAUUACUUAUCCCUUCUUCGAUCUUCGCCAGUUCUGAUUUUUAACCUACUCUGACUACCGCGAAUCAAUUUGACCAUUUAGCUGCGGUUGGCGGCUAGACCCACCGCAAUCGUUUUGUAUUAUUAUAAUUAGUAUAAUAAUAUUAUAUUAUAUACUAUAAUAUAUGAUAAUAUAUGAUAUAUUAUUAUAAUUUACAAUGUAGAUUAUAUUGUAUUAAUAUUAUUAUAAUCUUUACCAGCAAGUGCUCUCGGAUCUGUCCUACUAACGCGUUUACUCGGCGAACAUGAUUUCAACGAUGCCAACUGAAACAGGGAUUUUGAGCCAUGACAGUGCUUACAAGAUGCUCGCUUGAUCGACGAAGUUCCAAAUUCGAAGCUUGGUCCGUUGACCUAAGCAGGUACAGGGCAGUAGACAUGUUAGUCCACUGGGCUGCUGGACUGGGUUUAAAGCCAUCCCAUGGGCUUAAGAUACUCUAGUUUACUCAUGCCUCUGUCAGAGGGACGGAGUUUGUGCCUGCCGUAAUUGCCUCCUCCUGUCCUCAUGAUGGUUUUGCCAUAGAUGCGAUCUGCCGAGCAUACUGGCAGUUGAAUUAGAAAACGACACGAAAUCCCGUACAUGGUUUCCUGCUCAAUUAUAUGUGGAUUGUGAGGAACAUAGAGAGAGCUGUAGCCUAGGGUAAGGUGAUACCAUACUAACAGUACAGGUACUAGCCAAAAGCCCAUGCACGCGUGUUUCGCCGAUUUUUUGCCGCUACAUGGCGCAGCUGCGAGGGUUUUGGCUUGUCAGUGGGUCCCCCAGCAUUCCCCGUGUGUUUUUUGGUAGAUACUCCAAUUUAGAAAUUGUCGCUUUUUAAUUCCCUCAGAAAUUAUCCACUAAGUUGGAGUAGAUCAGUUUAUUCAAGAUCUAUAGGCUCAGACUGAGAAUUUUAUACAUGAAUAUUUGGGCCAAAGUCCAUCAGCCACAGCGGGUAAGCGCGUAAUAUUCAUUAACUGUCGACAGGUAGCUAGUAGUAUACUUAAGGGUAAGGUGAUACCAUACUAACAGCACAGGUACUAGCCAAAAGCCCAUACACGCGUGUUUCGCCGAUGAUGUUCUGAGGAAAUUAAAAAGCUACAAGAGCUGUAGUCCUCUGGAUGGAGGGCCGACGUGUGCGAGGCGGGGUCCGAUCUUAUGUCUCCGCAUCCUGCGCAUAUGCACUGUUUCGGCCCGCGGGAAUGCUGUUUUAGCCCAUCCUUGUGUCGGUAUCAAUUGUUACCACUCACGACGAUUUGCGGUGAUAUGGUACGGGUGAGGUCACGGGCCCUACACGCUGCAUUGGUGGGAAGCUGACGACGGUGGAGUAAGGCCUACUGAGUAGCAGGCAUUACUCACUGCGUCGUAGUGCUUCUGGGGUUUGUUUUUUAUAUGCGACCAAUUUUCCAGUUUUUUGCUCAGCCAUGUCUAAAAAUAUUAUUACUAUAGUCCAUGACCGUUUACGCAUUAUUCUCGACGGUCGGUUUAUUUAACGGCAGGACCUUGUUGAAAGCCAUUCCAGUAUUCGUCACCUAUCGGCGUGCCUUGUAUCUAACGUCUAGACUGGUAGGGGGUCCCCUCUGUCCUUUACCUUGACGGAGCCUGCACAUUUUAAAUCGAUGCGCGCAAGUCCUGCGAUUUUUGUACCGUGUCAGAUACUACGCGCGUAUUCCGUGAUUUCAGCGUUGUAAUAGGGCGAUUGUGGGAGACAUUCGAGAACGGUUUUCCACUCAUCCUCUCUUCCCCGUCCCUCCCUAAUUCAAUCAAGCUCUUCCACCAUGCUGUCCAACUCUGCAAAUUAAUUAGCAUUGUCCUCAUUCUGUCUGCAAGGCAGACGGAGUUUCGAUAUCGGUGGCAGUAGUGAUAGUAGUAGUAGUAGUAGUAGUAGUAGUAGUAGUAGUAGUAGUAGUAGUAGUAGUAGUAGUAGUAGUAGUAGUAGUAUUAGUAGUAGUAGUAGUGGUAGUAGUAGUAGUAGUAGUAGUAGUAGUAGUAGUAGUAGUAGUAGUAGUAGUAGUAGUAGUAGUAGUAGUAGUAGUAGUAGUAGUAGUAGUAGUAGUAGUAGUAGUAGUAGGAGGAGGAGGAGGUUAACAAUGCGACAUUUGACGGCUACUCGUUGGCUAACGUUAUUGUUUCACGCCGUUUUAGAUCGGAAUCGCGUCCAGCCAGUUGUCAACAUGCUUAAGCUAUUAGUAUGUUUCGCUGCUUGCCCUAAGUAAACUCCUUACAGGUGGGCUUUGCUGCUGGAUUCUACUGCGGUGCCUAUUUCCAAGACAAGUACAAGGUAUCCUCGUAAAGUACGGUUGUCUACUUGUUUGUUAUUAGAUAUCUCCCGUAUCGGAACCCCGACAACUCCUUGACAAAUCAGUGAAAAUGCUGCAGGAUCACUUGGAUGACAAAAAGAAGUAG